Aspergillus tanneri is the source of this 1710-nucleotide messenger RNA. RefSeq lists its product as uncharacterized. The coding region runs from base 1 to 1710 and encodes 569 amino acids. The record is from RefSeq and is a predicted model, not a curated record. The transcript has 2 exons. Lineage: Eukaryota; Fungi; Ascomycota; Eurotiomycetes; Eurotiales; Aspergillaceae.
AUGGAACAUGCUCAGCUGCGUCGGCCCUCAUGUCAAUACUUGCUAGAUGACGACAUAGAAUACUACAACGAGGCAGAGCCAGUGACAUCGCAAUGCCCUCUUCUUCCCGGACAGCCUGUCAAUGUGCUUCAUGUUCCUAUCAUUCUACCUGAUACACGUCCAACCCAUACUGGUGAGAGAAUCUCCAAUUCUCGGAAAACAGAUCAGCGAACCAUGAAUCCGGAUGACAAGUAUAUGAAUCCUCGGCGUCCUCCUAAACCAAAACUUCCUCGCCUUCAGACGUCUCCUCCGCUGUUACAGCACGCAGCUUGGACUUUUAACUCCUCCCCAUUGGGAGUUGUAACCAGCAAAUGUUCCUCUCAACCUGGUAGCGCCACACCUGUUGUUAGGAACCAUGACAUUUCCAAGGGUCUAAGCUGCAAAGCCUCUCGGUCUGUGUCUCCUCCAAGAUCUAGAGGUCUACGAGCGGCAUUCCGGCACUGGAACGCUUCCUCACCCGAACUUGGUGCCUCAAAUGAUCAGGAUGAUCACAAUAUACCUCCCUUUGUGGCUCAUGACUACACAUCGUCACACAGCGAUGGCUACGAGUAUGGAGUAAGGCCUCAUUCACAAAGUGGCUCGAAGAAACCCAUGAAUCGUACAGAAAAAGGCCCGGACGACCUUCACUGUUGGCCAACACCUACUGGAAUUAGUAACGACUCAAAAUUGUCCGUCCAGGAGCGGCGUGCUUUAAAUCCGACUGAUAUAGACCUCACGCCACGCAGAAACCCUUUAACUCUACAAACGACGGCCGAAAUGACUACUCCUCGCAGUCAGCGCACCUUCAAACCCCAUUCCCAAAUGGUCAAGAAAUCGACUGUUGGUUACUAUCCAUUCUUGACUGCGGCAACCUUGUCUAUGCCAUCGGAACCUGAUGCUACAACACCCACUCCGUUCACUUUCAGGGAGAAGAGACUCCCAACUCUCCCCAACACACCUUCAUCAGUUAUGGACGAGGCGCUGCGCAUCAUUGACGAGAGGGAACAAGCACUCGAUGCCGAGAAUAUGGGUAGUCAUUUCUCCGAUUUUAGUCCCACAGAGGGCUCUAUUGCCAGCAGCUCCCCAUGCGAAAGAAGCCGCUUUUCUGAAUGGAGCACGGAUACAGAAUUGAUCUCGCCCGCGUCCAUGAUGUCCUCCUUGACGGUCAACAAUGAUUCACAGUCCCCCAUUCCUGACCAAAUGGCGGUUCCAGACCUAUUGGAUCACAACGCAACGACCGAGUCCAGUGAUCCAGACACCCCUCAUCUAACAAUGAAUUCUAAAUCCUCACAUACUUCACUUAGUGGUGAUCCUUAUUUUGAUUUACCACGCCCUCGCCUAACAGUUUCCUUAUCUCCAUCCAAUCUGGAUGUCCCGGGCCUCUGUAUCCAUGACGAAGAUCCUGUGGAAACCAACACCAAACGACAUGCAGCUUUCUUUGGAGAAAUAGAAUCAGUAGAAGUACUCGGACUCACCAGGAGCCCCGAACCUACUGCAAUGCACUUUCCCGAAGCGGUCAAAGAAAAUAUGCUCUCAGUUUGUGAUGAACCACAGGGUCCUACCAUUGGUGAGGAACAUUAUCGCUCCAGGAGAGCGACAGUUGCAAGUCAGUCGGUAACGAUGCAAGAGAUGAUGGAUGAAUUGGGUUACUUGAAGGACAUAAUCCAGUUGGGAACCACGGGAGAUAUUUAA